AUAUCCCCGAGAAGAAGAAGAAACAACAAGAAGAACACUAGCGGUGUGUCAUCCAAAAGUCUUGCAAGUGCCCUCCAAGCAAAAGUAGUCACGAAAAUGGCCAACCCUGGACUCCUCAAGGCCGCAGCUCUGGCGGUGGCCGUCGUCUGCAUGGUGGUGGCCAAUGCGCCCCCGGCCGCGUCGCAGGCGUCCUCGUGCAACCAGGUGAUCAACACGCUGAUGCCGUGCGUGUCUUACGUGCUCAACGGAGGGACCGUGCCGCCCGCCUGCUGCAGCGGGAUCCGGUCGCUGUACUCGGCGGCGAAGACCACGGCCGACCGCCAGGGCGUCUGCAGCUGCCUGAAGUCCGCCAUCAACGGGAUCUCCUACAACGCCUACAACGCCGGCCUCGCGGCGGGCCUGCCGGGCAAGUGCGGGGUCAACAUCCCUUACAAGAUCAGCCCCUCCACCGACUGCAAGAGCGUGAAGUGAGAGAAAGAUGGAGCGCCGGACCAGAUACUUCCGAGGGCAGGACGAAGAUUAACGUUAGAAUAAGAGGAACUACUACUAUCGCCUCGAGCGACGGCUCCUCUAGUUACGACAGUAGUAGUUGCUGUGUCGUUCUGGAUCUCUGUGUCGAGCAGUGAUGCCAUGCGUCGUGUAAUAUGGUCCGAUGUGUUCUAAGCCAUCUAUGGAGAAACUACUUUGUUACUUUGAA
Messenger RNA from Syzygium oleosum, 697 nucleotides. RefSeq names its product non-specific lipid-transfer protein 1-like. Gene Ontology annotation, cellular component: membrane. The transcript has 2 exons. The coding region runs from base 97 to 471 and encodes 124 amino acids. Gene Ontology annotation, biological process: lipid transport. The record is from RefSeq and is a predicted model, not a curated record. NCBI's taxonomy places the organism in Eukaryota, Viridiplantae, Streptophyta, Magnoliopsida, Myrtales, Myrtaceae. Gene Ontology annotation, molecular function: lipid binding.